AUGGCGUCCAACUACCAAGAAAGCCUGGCGGAGGAAGCCACCGGACAGAGUGUACUUCCUCUGUCGCGAAUAAAGAAGAUUAUCCAGCUGGACGAGGACAUUGCGCAAUGCUCACAUAAUGCGACGUUUCUCAUCGCAAUCGCCACGGAAUUAUUCAUACAAUACAUAGCCGAGCAAGGGUACAACGUUGUCAAAUCCGAACGAAAACCCCGAAAGACCAUCCAAUAUAGAGAUCUCGCAACGGCCGUUUCACGCAUCGAUAAUCUCGAAUUCCUCGCGGACGUCAUACCCAAGACCACAACCUAUCGCCAAUUCAAAGAGAAAAGAGCUCGCGAGGGCGCGCAGGACCUGCCUAUCAUCGAAAAGGGACAGACCACUCUGAACGGAGCCAGUGCCCCAGUGCAGAACGGCGCCAACAACCUCCCAGGAGACCAGAUUCUCCUGCCGUCACGUAUAAACGGGAGCAAUAACGCGGCACCUCCCCCGGCCGAGUCGCCCAUGCCCACGGUGUCGAUGAUGCUUGGGCGCACGGUGGAACCGGAAUUGGGCUCUAAUAAAGAAGUUGAGAUGACGGGGUAG
Molecule: messenger RNA, 579 nt
Organism: Talaromyces rugulosus
Lineage: Eukaryota; Fungi; Ascomycota; Eurotiomycetes; Eurotiales; Trichocomaceae
Exons: 4
Coding region: 1-579 (192 amino acids)
Cellular component (GO): nucleus; CHRAC
Molecular function (GO): protein heterodimerization activity
Source: RefSeq, a predicted model, not a curated record